AUGAGCAACGGUUAUAAGCCUCGCGACAAUGUGGAGAGCGAUGAAGAAUAUGUGUCGGAAGGAGCCAAAGCAUGGCUGAAGAGACAGCGUAGUAAGCUCUCCUCUACCAAUGGACGAAGUCAGCCGUCACAGAGCAAAGCAGAUGCUCCACCGACCACAACAUCCGUCAAGACUGCCUCGCAGCCGAAAUCGCCUCGUAAGCAGGCCAGUAAACGCAAGCGCAAAGCUCUGGGGGAAGACGCAGCAGCGGCUCCACCAUCCAAGAGAGUAAGGAGACAAGAGGAUUCGGAGGAAUUCGAUGAGCUUGACGACGAGGAAGACAUUCCACUAAGUAAGCUUUCACAGCUCCUCAAGAACAGUGCUCAUACAGGAAAUGCACCCGUCUCGAAAGGAGAGAAGGUCACCAUCGACCUUACGGACGAAGUUGAUGAUGAGAUGAAGCCGGAUCCGGAUGACCCUCUAGGCCCCAUCAAGUGGUUCCUCAAGUGCUCGGACUUACCAGUCCGCAAGUUCUUGAACGGACUGGUCAAAGGUGGCGUGACUAGUGGACAGGCUCUCCAUCAGCUGGUCAGGUUGCCUGCUUCAUAUCAAGACGACUUUCUGAAGUCAAUCAUGGUGGGAGGUGGAUGGACCUUUCUGGAGGUCCAACUAAUCAAGCAAGCAUUAUGCAACGCGCAAGCCGGUACCGGUAGCUUGAAGAUGAAGUCGUUUUAA
This is a messenger RNA of Gloeophyllum trabeum ATCC 11539, 714 nucleotides long. RefSeq lists its product as uncharacterized. The transcript is spliced from 4 exons. The record is from RefSeq and is a predicted model, not a curated record. Bases 1 to 714 code for a protein of 237 amino acids. NCBI's taxonomy places the organism in Eukaryota, Fungi, Basidiomycota, Agaricomycetes, Gloeophyllales, Gloeophyllaceae.